Glossina fuscipes is the source of this 2426-nucleotide messenger RNA. It is a transcript of the gene Vps51, whose product is annotated as vacuolar protein sorting-associated protein 51 homolog. NCBI's taxonomy places the organism in Eukaryota, Metazoa, Arthropoda, Insecta, Diptera, Glossinidae. The coding region runs from base 46 to 2256 and encodes 736 amino acids. The record is from RefSeq and is a predicted model, not a curated record. The transcript is spliced from 5 exons. Gene Ontology annotation, cellular component: EARP complex; GARP complex; membrane. Gene Ontology annotation, biological process: Golgi vesicle transport; endocytic recycling; Golgi organization.
UCCAUAAGAAUAAAAGUGAUUUUAGCCAAUAUAUAACUUUUUAUAAUGUCGGAAAAGAUUGGUAAUCCUUACAUGGAUAUGGACAGCGGUAGUUUUGAUGCUGAAACAUAUCUUGAAAAACUGCUUAAAGAUUGUUCCCUUAAACAAAUAAUGGAUACAGAAGCAGCUGUCGUUAAAGAUACGCAAACGCUUCACUCGGAUAUGCAAACCUUGGUUUAUGAGAACUAUAAUAAGUUCAUUUCAGCUACCGAUACUAUACGAAAAAUGAAAAACGAUUUUAAACAAAUGGAAACUGAUAUGAAUUUGUUAAAGGAUAAAAUGUCUACAAUAACUAGUUUUAGUGAACAAAUCACCGGUACUUUGCAGGGUACCAGAUCUCAAUUGUGUAAAUUAUCUGAGAAACAUUCAUUAUUAAAACGUUUACAAUUUCUGUCCUCAUUGCCGGCUAAACUGAAAGCUUUAAUUGAGGAGAAAAAUUAUGCGCAGGCUGUUCAAGAUUACACACACGCCCAAAAAGUGUUUAAACAAUACGGUUAUCAGCCCUCUUUUGAAGGAAUACAAAGUGAUUGUGAUUCCAUCAUUCACAAUUUAAAGAAAAAAUUAAGGCAGGAAUUUCAAACGGGAAAAUCUGCGCAAAUGCUAACUGAAAUAGGGGAAUUGUUACUGCAGCUCGAUGAACGUGCCCCCGAUAUGGCCACCGAAAUGCUGAAUUGCGCCUCCAAACGUCUGCAUGAUCAAAUUGUUAUGCUCCAAGAUCAAACCGAACGAGAUAUGAUAGAAUUUGUUGACAUGGGCAUAGAAGGAUUCCUUAAUGAUCUUACUCUAGUUAUAACAUCUUACUAUGAUAUGUUUGUGGCCAAACACUAUGAAAAUGAACGAGAUGAUUUUCAAGAGCAGGCUUUGAAGGAUCUUAAUACAUUUCUAAAUCUGAAUAUAGACAUAUAUUUAAAUUUAGUCCAAGAUCGUGUCGAAUCUGAUAUAGGUUUUGGUGACACUCAAGUAAUGCUCAGAGCUUUAGAUCGUUUACAUCGCCGUCUUUUGGCAAUGCGUAAUAUAUGUCGCGGCAUUGACAUUCAACGCAAUACACUAGAUAUAAUUAUAAACGCCGCCCAUCAACUUUGUGAGGCUCAUCAAAAAAACCUGAAGGAUCAUUUCGCAGACAGUUUAAGCUCUGUACGUUUAUCGUUAGUGUCAGCGAAGAGUGAUUCAGCUACAGGUUCCAGUCUAAACGAUUUGAUUACUAACUUAUAUGUUUCAUUAAUAGAGAAAGUUAAAGGAAUUCUGCAGGAUUUGUUAGUAUUCCUGCAGACAGAAUGGUCAUUUAAUAUUAAAUCGGGAUAUAAAGGUACCUUAUGUGUAGAAAGUAUUAGAGAGAAUUUAUUAAUUGGUUUCUUGAGGCAUAUUGCGAAAGUGAUGAAUUCAUUUGGUGAUACUUCAAGUUCAAGCCCACCUAACUUGUUACUGGUUCUUUCGAAAACAUGCUUAGAAAUGGAGCAGAAUGGUGUACACGUUUUGAUUACUCUAGUAGACGAUUUAUAUGAAAUCGAUUCGGAAAAUAGUGCGACAUUAACUCACGAAACUGAGAUUUGUUCCGAAAUGCGCGAAACGGCUCAAUCGCUAUUAGAUACAUUCGUACGUCUACAAGGAUUAAAUAUCUCACAAAUGUUACGCAAAAGCGUUGAAACUCGCGAUUGGCUUAAUUGUUUAGAACCUCGUACGGUUCGAGCGGUAAUGAAACGUGUGGUCGAAGAAUUGGCGACCAUCGAAAAUGUUGUAGCCAGCUUAUAUGAUUAUACUGGAACUGCACGAACCCAUGAGGCCAGCAGUGAUUCGAGUCGUAAGACACAUUUUAGCAACUUAACAAAUUCCAAGCAGCAAUUCCGUUCAAAUUGGUCCAAUUACACACCAUCGCAAUUAGAACCCAGUUAUGUGUCCAAUAUCCACCGUUUGUUUUCAGAAAAAAUUGACAUUUUUACUUCUGUGGAAUUCUCGAAAGUGUCGAUAGUUACCGGUAUUAUAAAAAUUAGUUUGAAGACUUUACUCGAAUGCGUCCGACUACGCACCUUUAGCAAAUUCGGCUUGCAACAAAUCCAGGUUGAUACUCAUUACCUACAAAUGAACUUAUGGCGUUUUGUUAAAGAUGAAAACUUAUUAAAUUUUCUUCUGGAGGAAAUUCUGGGCUCUGCUGUUCAUCGUUGCCUUGAAUCUACCCUCAUGGAGCCCAAUGCAGUCGAGAUUAUCUGUGAACGGGGUUAGUAGAUACUUUUGACCUCUCUCUGUCUAUCUAAAGGACUAAAAUUCUGUGCAAUAUUCCGAUUUUCUUUAUUAGUUUAAACUAUUCAAUAUCUUUUCUUUUUUAAACCAUGCUUAGCGUAACGGAUUAAUAAAAAGAGUAAUACUUGAUCUAUAAUUCGCUUGCGGAUAUU